Formica exsecta is the source of this 2918-nucleotide messenger RNA. RefSeq names its product PC4 and SFRS1-interacting protein (gene Jasper). The record is from RefSeq and is a predicted model, not a curated record. Bases 174 to 1949 code for a protein of 591 amino acids. Gene Ontology annotation, cellular component: nucleus. The transcript is spliced from 12 exons. Gene Ontology annotation, biological process: regulation of transcription by RNA polymerase II. Gene Ontology annotation, molecular function: double-stranded DNA binding; transcription coregulator activity. NCBI's taxonomy places the organism in Eukaryota, Metazoa, Arthropoda, Insecta, Hymenoptera, Formicidae.
UAUCGUGCGUGUAUUUUUCGAUGUGAUCGUGUCGUGCAAAUGGCGGUUGUCGUGGUGUUUUGUGAGGUGUUACCUCGAAAUUAAUUACGCCAUACCGUUAAUAGAGCGCUCGGCGAGGAAGAGAGUGCGAUAAGACAAAUCGGUGCCGCGUUCGCGGAUCGUUCGUAAUCAUCAUGGUGAAGCUGUUGAAGAAAUUCUUCGCGGGUGACAAAGUGUUCGCGAAAGUUCGAGGUUAUCCGCCAUGGCCAGCCAAAGUUGAAAAAGUUAGUGAUCCAAAUUCAAAGAAUGCUAAAUAUGGCGUUUACUUUUAUGGUACAGGAGAAACAGCUGUUUGCAAGGUUGAAGAGUUGUAUACUUAUACUGAAAACAAAGCAAAGUUUUGCAAACCUAUUCGACGAAAGUUUUUUCAUGAGGGCAUACAGCAACUUGAACAAGAACUUAAAAAUGACAGAAAUAAGCCUAUGGCAGAUAUCGCUGCCAUUAAAGGUACUGAUGCGACAGAAUUGCCAACUGUUAGUGCUACAGAUAGUGACAUGGAAUCUGGUUCCUUAAUGAUAGAUGAAGGAGAGAAAAAGAAAUCUUUGAAAAGGAAAUCUCUUACAACUACCUCCAAUACUCCUGAUACUCCAGAAGUAAAAAAGAAACGUGGUAGAGGGAAAGCCACAAGUGAUGCAUCGAAACAGGAAGCUGCUUUAGAUUCACAAGGCGAGGAAUCGCCUAAAGAAGUAGUUAGUCGCAGUGGACGCAAGAUUAAGCCAAAACGCUUUGCAGAUUUCUCUAGUUCCGAUGAAACUGAAACCAAUAUGGAUAAAAAUGAACAUUCUGGACGAGGUCGUAAAGUGAAAAGUGAAGAUUCUAAUGAGCAUCAAAUAACACCAAAUAUAAUGCAUAAGAAAAGAGCUGCUAUUGAAAAGAGAAAUAAUGAAGGACCGAUACUUGAUGGAACGGUAGUAUCAAGUGGGACAUCUUCUGAUACAUCAAACCGCGUUCUAUUAGCUCGUACAUUUGCUGGAGAACAUGUAGGCAUUAAGCUGGAUAUGGACAGGCCGAAGUCUUUUGAAAGUAAAGAAGCUCGAACGCGAUGGGACUGGAUAGUGGCCAGGAAUGCUAUGAAGCUCAAAGCGCAAUUGGAAAGUGGUGAAGUUUUGCCAGAGCAGGUGAAGGACUCUCUAGAUUUUAAUGUAGUCGUGCCAGAGGAUGAGAAGCGUCUUUUAACAAAAGAUGGAGCUGUUCAUCGCAAAACAUAUAAACUGAGGUGGCUUCGUAUAGAAGCUCAACUCCUACAAUUAGAUGCUCAAAUAAAAUCAAAUCUAGGACUAGAUCGAGCAAAUACAGAUAAAUGCUUACAGGCAAUGGAUGAUAUCUUGGCUCUUUCAAUUGAUCCUUUAAUGUUGAAAAAACACCCUCAUAUUGUUGAAACAGUGAAAAGGCUGCGACGAUAUAUUGGCAACCUAGGAGAAUGGAAACUAAGCGCAGAAGAAGGGGCUAAUUUCAAACAAAAGGCAGAACAGAUUAGACAAAAGGCUGAGCAUAUAUACAACAAGUAUAAAGCUAUGUUUACUAUACCUGAAGGUCAGUCAUUUUGGCAAUCAUUUUCGAAUCAAGUGGUCCACUUCAAAGAAUUGACAAAAGAUAUGCCUGAGGAGAAAGUGUUUUCAUUGAUGUCUGAUCCUGCUUGUUCAGAUGCGGGAAGAUCAGAAGAUUCACUUGCAGAUGAUAGUGCCAGUCAACUAGACACAGAUGUAGUAGCUGAAGCAGAAUCUGUAGCAGAACAAAAAGCAGAGCAUAAACCAGAAGAGGAAUUUGAACAGGAACCAAAAGCACAGACGGAAUCUGAUCCAGUAGCACAAGCAGAAACAGAGGUGGAGUCGGAAACAAUUGCUGAAACAGAAGUAGAAGCAGAAAUGCCUACUAGAAGUGAGAGUCCCAAGAAUGAGGAGACCAAGUAACAUACAUAAAAAUUUUAUUUCGUUAAUAUAAACUUUUACUUAUUUUCUUGUAUACCACCAUGGUACUAAAAAAGGAAAAAAAAAACGAAUAUAUAGCUAAAGUAUAUCGACCGCAUUUAUAAAAUUAUAUUUCCAUUAUAUUGGCUUUAUAAUCCUCUGUCUAUAUUUUAUACACGUAUGUUCUUACACAAUCAUUAAAUUGUUGUCUAACGACAUAUAAAUGUAACUUCUACAAUAUAUUUGAAAGUAGAAGCAUGAAAUUCGUUAAAAUUUAACUUUUUAUUUAGCGAGAUGUAAAUAAUAUGAUCUCUUGCUACAAUCAAAAAAGCAUUAUAUUAGUUAGCAAAUGUUAAGUUGUUGACAUAUGCAAUCAUAUAAAUAAAACGUAAUGAAAUUUAAAUCCACAUAUAUUAGUAUAUAUUAUUUAUGAUUUUUAUUUUAAAAUAUCCACAUUAUUUAAUAAAAGCAUGAAAUAUAAAAAUUAAAAUAGAAAUUAUUAUUACAUAUGAGGAAUAAAAUUAGUGUUACAACACUGACAUUAUUGGAUAAAAAGUGUUAAAAGGAAUUAUAAAACCAAUUGAAGUGUGAUUCUGUGAAUGCGAUCGAUAUCACUUAUACGCACGUGGAAAUCAAUCUCUUGAAUAAGUUGUGUUAUAUUUUCUUUCAUGAGUUUGUGAGUAUAUAUCCACAUUGUGCGAUUGCGGUUCACCUGCAUCAUCACUUGAUACAAUAUUUGCAAUCACUACUGAUCAUAUAACUAACUGGAUAAGAUCAGGCAAAUAUUCACUGUCAGAGGUUAUUCAAUAAAAGUGGCUAAUAUUAUAAUGGAUAAGAUCAGUUCGAAAUGCAUAGUAUUUUUACUUGACAGUAAAAUAAUGCUGUCAUGUAUCGAAAUACUAGUCUUUGUAUAUUCGGGUAGUGCCAUGAAGAAAAUUUGUAAAGAGCACAUAAACACUAUUCACACAAAAC